AUGGAUACAAGUUGGAUAGAUCUACCUACUGGCCACCCUGAAUAUGUCGAUGGUUGUAUGCAAUUCAUUGCGUUUGCCAAGCAAGGUCUAUUCGAAGGAAAAAUUAGAUGUCCAUGUAAGAACUGUAAGGUGGAUAAAUGGUUCCCGGUUAAUGAUGUAGAGCGACAUAUUUUGUUUAAGGGGUUUUAUAAGUCGUAUAGAAAUUGGAUCUUUCAUGGUAAAGGGGAUAUGGUUCAACGUAUGUUAGGGAGUGAUGGAGGGAGUACUAGUGAAGGAUCCCUUGGUAAUAAAAGUGGGUUUGUAGGUCGAGAUAAUAUGGGAGGACUAUUAAGAUCAGCUUUUAGUGUUAAUGUGCCACCAAAUUUUCCAACUUUUGAAGCAAGAGAGGAUGGUGAAUGGUAUGAGGAGCCCGUGUCAUACGACACAGAUGUUCAAUAUGAUGAUUCUACAAUAGAAGAAGAUGCGACAUAUAAGAAGCUACUUCAAGCUUCUGAGGAGAAAUUAUAUGAGGGGUGUAUUAAUUUUUCAAAGUUAUCUUUUCUUCUACACUUAUUUCACUUGAAGUGUAUGCAUCACUGGUCCAUUGAAUCUUUCAAUAUGCUCUUGAAGCUGAUUUUAGAUGCAUUUCCUCAAAUACUUGAUUUUCCCUCGUCUUAUUAUUACAGUAAGAAAAUGAUAAAAGACUUGGGCCUUGGGUAUGAAAAAAUUGAUGCUUGUCCUAAUGAUUGUAUGCUGUAUUGGGGUGAAUUUUUAGAGAAAGACAAGUGUCAUGUUUGUGGUAAAUCGAGGUGGAAAACAACCAAGGGUAAGAAGGGUGACGAUGUAAGUGAUCAAGGUACGAAUACUUGUAAGAAAGGUGUGCCAGCUAAGGUAAUGCGAUAUUUUCCUCUUAUCCCAAGACUAAAAAGAAUCUACAUGUCAUCAGAAACAGCAGAAAAUAUGAGAUGGCAUGAUACAGAGCGAUUGGGUGAAGAUGAUAAGAAGAUUUUGAGGCAUCCUUCCGAUGCCAUAGCGUGGAAGGCAUUUGAUGAGUGUUAUACAUAUUUUGCAUUAGACCCUCGUAGUGUUCGAUUAGGUCUUGCGAGCGAUGGGUUUAAUCCUUACCGUUUAAUGAACACUACUUAUAGUACAUGGCCAGUGGUGUUGAUUCCUUAUAAUAUUCCACCAUGGCUAUGUAUGAAACCAUCUUCUUUCAUUUUGUCCACACUUAUUCCCGGAAAAGCAAGUCUUGGAAAUGAUAUUGACGUGUAUUUGCAACCAUUAGUUCAUGAGUUGAAAUUGCUGUGGGGAGGGGUUGAAGCUUUUGAUGCUUUUGACGGAGUGAAAUUUAAUUUGCGCGCGGCUCUGCUUUGGACUAUUAAUGACUUUCCUAGCUAUGCAAUGCUCUCUGGUUUGAGCACAAAAGGUUACAAUGCAUGUCCUAUAUGCAUGGAUUCCACACCCUCUGAUAGAUUUGGGAACAAGAUUUGUUAUUGUAGCUAUAGAAAAUGGUUACCCGCAGAUCACCCAUAUCGACGUCAGGGUGUAAAGUUUUGUGAGAAGUUUGGAACUAAUGAGUUGGGUGAAGCCCCAUCUCGUCCUAGCGGCACUGAUAUAUUGAGGCAACAAGAAAAGGUCGAGUAUGUUUAUGGAAAGUCAAAGGCACCACCGAAAAAGAGACAAAGAGGACAUACUGAUAACAAUGAUGUCCAAGAUGAAAUUGUCUUUGGUACCAAGAGAAGCAUAUUCUUUGAUUUGGUGUAUUGGGAGCAUAAUCUUCUAAGGCAUAAUUUAGACGUUAUGCACAUUGAGAAAAAUGUGUCUGAGAAUCAUUUGGGAACACUUCUUAGUAUGGAUAAGAGUAGAGAUAAUAGGGAUGAUCGAGAAGCCCUUGAAGCAUGGACAAUAAAGACUCACCUUUGGCUUAGUGUUGAUCACAAUGGAAAUGAAUACAUGCCUUCAGCUUCCUAUUCUAUGUCUAGGGAGGAAAAAGAGAGAUUCUUAAAUGUUUUGGAGAAACUUAAAGUUCCGGAUGGAUAUGGAUCCAACCUUUCUAGUUGUGUGAAUAUGAAGCAAAGGGAGUUGAUUAACCUCAAGAGUCAUGACAACCAUGUGCUAAUGCAAGAUAUACUCCCCGUCGCCUUAAGAGUUUCUAAUGCUACAAAGGUGAUUGACUUGUUGGCUAGAUUGUCUUCGUUUUUCAAGAAGUUGUGCUCCACCAGUAUUGAUCCAGAUGAUUUAGAUGGUCUUCAAGAUGGAAUUGUUUUAACUCUUUGUCAGUUGGAAAUGGAGUUUUUGCCUUCAUUUUUCACAAUCAUGUCACAUGUAACCAAUAAAACCCAACCUGAAGGAUCUAUCGCGGAAGGCUACCUUUUAGAGGAGACAAUUAGGUUUUGCUCGAGAUAUCUUCAAGGUGUUAAGACCAUCUUCAACAUGCCUAAAAGGAUGGAUGAUGACAUUUCAAAUUCUGAUGAUUACUUAUUUAAUUCCGGCGGUCGAGUCAUUGGAAAGGAAGUCAGCAUUCGCCUUGAUGGUCAAAGCUUAAAACAAGCCCAUCGCUACGUUUUACUUCACUCUGAUGAGAUCAAAGGGGAUCUAGAUGAAAUUUUAACCGAGAAGCGUCAAAUGAACUUAGAAACUUCCGUCGCGGAGAGUGAUGAAAGUAAAUGGAUCAUCAAUGAAUUUGGAGGGUGGCUGCGAAACAAGGUACAUUCCAUAGAUGCAACCACCGAAGAUGGGAAACUAAGAAACCCUUUGGCGGGUGGUUUGCAUUCUUAUGGCAGAAAAUUAAAAGGAUACAUAAUCAAUGGAUACAAAUUCCUUUCCACUGAUCGCGAUUGUCGUCUUUUGACACAAAAUUCUGGAGUUAUGGUUGAAGCGGAUGGAGUGGCAUACUACGGAAAAGUGAUGGAUAUCUAUGAAUUAAAUUACUAUGGAGAUUAUAAAGUUGUAUUGUUUCGUUGUGAUUGGGUAGACAUUCGUAGGGGUGUAAGAACAUAUCCAAACGGCGGAGUAUGUGUCAAUUUCUCUAAAUUGAUGCAUACUGGACGAUUAUUGCAAGAUGAUCCAUUUGUAUUCUCAUCUCAAGCAAAAUAA
Molecule: messenger RNA, 3075 nt
Organism: Spinacia oleracea (spinach)
Lineage: Eukaryota; Viridiplantae; Streptophyta; Magnoliopsida; Caryophyllales; Amaranthaceae
Exons: 4
Coding region: 1-3075 (1024 amino acids)
Source: RefSeq, a predicted model, not a curated record